UCGGGAAAGCAGGCUGGAGGUGGAGGUUAGGUGUCUGGAGGAGGGUUGCUGAGCUUCAGGACGCGCCACCGUCGCGGAGAAGUAUCCAGACGCCUGGGCAGGAGCGCCCGAAAGAAUGCUGCUGUGAAGACAUAAUUAUAGCUCUCACACAAAUGAAGCCUAUCAUGAUUUAGUGUCCCUGAAAGGAAGAACUUCAGUGGACAAGAGAGGGCAUUUCUGGCAAUAGUAGAAUGCUUGAGGCCUGAGUUUAAACUUGAGCGACUGCCUGAAGCUAUUAAAUAAUAAAAGAAAAUGGAAUUGAAUAUAUCAGCAUGGAACAGUCUAAUGAUUCAUUAAGAGUCAACCAUAAUGAUUCUGAAGAAUCAAAAACAGAUUCUCAGGUAUUUGAGCAUCUAACCUGUAUGGACUCCAGGGAUCCUUCCUUUGGACAAAAUGGUUCUCCUAGAAUUUUACCCAUCACCUCUCAUGAAGUAGAUAAUUCACUCACAUCACAGAAUAUACCAGGGACCCUGACUCAGACACAGACUCUUUCUACAGAACAAUUCCAUCUAGUGGACCAAAAUGGGCAGCCUAUUCAAUAUGAACUUCAGUCAUUGGGGGAUUCUAAUGCACAAAUGAUGAUUGUUCCUAGCCCAUCAGAAAAUGGACAGGUGCUGCGUGUAAUUCCAUCUACCCAGACAGGAAUGGCACAAGUAAUUAUUCCUCAGGGGCAACUUGUGGAUGUGAAUAGCCCUCAGGAUGUCUCUGAAGAGAAACCCGGUGACAGAAACUUACCAACCAUAAGAGUGGAUGUUCUAGCAGACAAUACCAGUAAUUAUACUCUUCAUCCACAAGCAUCCCUCACAUUGCCCAAAAAGACCGUGGCCAGAAUGCUUGAAGAGCCCUUUCUGGCUCCUCUCCAGCCACUUUCUUCUAACACACCUAUGUGGGCUUGCCGUCUUAGGAGCUGUGAGAAAAUUGGAGAUUCUUACCGUGGCUACUGUGUAAGUGAGACUGAAUUAGAAAGUGUCCUAACAUUUCACAAGCAGCAAACUCAGAGUGUUUGGGGGACCCGCCAAUCUCCAAGUCCAGCCAAGCCAGCUACACGCUUGAUGUGGAAAUCUCAAUAUGUUCCAUAUGACGGAAUCCCAUUUGUCAAUGCAGGGAGUAGAGCCGUGGUAAUGGAGUGUCAGUAUGGGCCAAGGAGAAAAGGUUUCCAGUUAAAAAAAAUCAGUGAACAGGAAAGCAGGUCUUGUCAGCUCUACAAAGCCACUUGUCCAGCCCGGAUUUACAUUAAAAAGGUACAGAAGUUUCCUGAAUAUAGAGUUCCUACAGACCCCAAAAUUGACAAGAAAAUAAUCCGAAUGGAGCAGGAAAAAGCCUUUAACAUGCUAAAGAAGAAUUUGGUAGAUGCUGGUGGUGUUCUUAGAUGGUAUGUACAGUUACCUACAAAGCAAGCUCAUCAGUAUCACGAGUUAGAAACUUCCUGCCUUGCUUUGUCACCUUCCCCUUUUCCUGUGCCUUCUCUUGAAGAAGAGGAAACUGCAAUUAGGGAUGAAAAUUGCGCAUUACCCUCACGUCUACAUCCUCAAGUAGCACAUAAGAUUCAAGAAUUAGUGUCACAAGGAAUAGAACAAGUGUAUGCAGUAAGGAAACAGCUAAGAAAAUUUGUGGAAAGAGAACUAUUUAAACCUGAUGAGGUGCCUGAAAGACAUAACUUAUCCUUUUUUCCAACUGUAAAUGAUAUUAAAAAUCACAUCCAUGAGGUACAGAAAGCCUUAAGAAAUGGAGAUAAUGUGUAUAACUCAGAUAUUAUUCCAGCAACGCUUCAGUGGACUACAGAUAAUGGGCAUAUUCUCAGAGAGACUGUGACAGUUACAUUUGCAGAAGGAAAUUCACCAGGAGAAUCAAUUAGCACCAAAGUGGAAACAAAUCAGACAAGGGGUUCUUUGUCUCCAGAGCCAGCCCACUUGCUCUCUUCACUUUCCUCAUUUCAGCCAAAAGUAUUUACUCAACUGCAGGGUUUGCAGUUGCAACCAAGAUUCACUUCUCCUGAUGGAUCACCGACUCUGAUAUCAGUAAAUAACCACCCUUCCUCCAGUCCUUCAAGACUUCUGGACUCAUUAGAAAGUACUGUAAUGAAUAAUAAUUCUCUACUGCUUGGUCAAAGUCAUAGCCUUCAAACAGAUACAUGCCUGACCCCAAACAAUAGCAUUAUUACCUCUACCAUGGGUAACCUUCCAGGACCAGAUCAAAAUCUAGCUGCAAUGGACCAGCUGGUGCAAGUUGGAGAUGUUGAGGAUACAGAGAAUAUGGAAGGAAGUGUUCAUCGGAUUCUGUUGGGAAAUGUGCAAACCAUCCCAAUACAAAUUAUAGAUAACCACCCAGCUAUUAUUGGAGAAAAUCCAGAAGGUACCGUUUCUGUGAACCAAGUUAAGCAAGAACCCAAAGAACCAGCAUUGUCUAUGGAAGCAAAAAAAAAUUUGGACUGUAGAAACUGGAACUAUCAAUAUUUUCAUGUAAGUAUUUCAAUGAGUAGCUCUUUAAAAAUGGUUUCUAAAUUUUUAAAAAUUCAUUUCCCCUCUAAGUGCAUGUUCAGUCACAGUAUAUCAGUAUUGUAUUUUAAGGGUGCUUAGCAUCGCUUUUAUAAAAGUGUGUUUACAUAUUUUAAAUAUUUGAUUAAUUUUUAAAUGCACAGGGUGUUAAAUACAAGUGCAUAAAAUUUUCAGUAUCUAUAUUUGGCAUUCUCCUAACAGCUCUACAGCAAAGUUUGAUAUAUGCUCUUUUGUGUCAUGUAUUACAAGGUGUAAUAUCUGUAGUAGUAAGUUGGACAUUCAAAAUAAGCAGUUAGAAAUUUAUAAUUACAGUUGAGCUUUUUUCAUCAUUGUAGUUUUCAUGUUCCAAAGCCUCCCAGUGAAUUUUAUAUAUGCUACAGUGAAUUAUAGAUAAACACCACCAUGGUGGGCUUUUCCCUCAAUAAUAAUUUUCUCCACAAGCAGUUAACAUGCUUAAAAGAAAAAGUUUUUACAUGAAGUACCUUGUCUUAUCCAAGGUAAAUGUUUUCUAAAAGUCACAAAAAUGGUAGAAAAUGGGAUCUGGUCCGCAUUAGAGUUUCUAAUUUUGAGGCCCACCAGCUUGUGUUUCAUCUUUACAUCCUGUCAAAGUACUUAAUCAUGUGAGUAUGAGAAAGAUGUCAUUUAAUUUGUACCAGGUUUUUUAAAAAGUUUUAAAAUGUGUGUGUGUGUGUAUAUACAUAUAUAUAUAUAUUGUAACAAUGUAUAGUGUCUUUGUUAUAAUGUAAUUUUUUCAUUAAAAGAAUCCUGUGGUUUUUUUUCUUAAAUUUGUUAGUUUUCUUUUUAAUACUUUUUCUGGGGAUAGUGGUAGUUUUGUUCAUCUUUAAGAUGCUGAAUAAACACCUUAAAUACCUGA
Molecule: messenger RNA, 3408 nt
Organism: Leopardus geoffroyi (Geoffroy's cat)
Lineage: Eukaryota; Metazoa; Chordata; Mammalia; Carnivora; Felidae
Gene: CARF
Product: calcium responsive transcription factor
Exons: 17
Coding region: 312-2615 (767 amino acids)
Biological process (GO): regulation of transcription by RNA polymerase II
Cellular component (GO): nucleus
Molecular function (GO): RNA polymerase II cis-regulatory region sequence-specific DNA binding; DNA-binding transcription factor activity, RNA polymerase II-specific
Source: RefSeq, a predicted model, not a curated record